Molecule: messenger RNA, 1140 nt
Organism: Drosophila takahashii
Lineage: Eukaryota; Metazoa; Arthropoda; Insecta; Diptera; Drosophilidae
Gene: Art2
Product: Arginine methyltransferase 2
Biological process (GO): peptidyl-arginine methylation
Cellular component (GO): nucleus
Molecular function (GO): protein-arginine N-methyltransferase activity
Source: RefSeq, a predicted model, not a curated record
AUGGAUGCAGAUGGUGAUUUUGACCUGGAACUUAAGCGAAUAAUGGAUCGUCGUGAACAGGAGACUUUGUAUUUCAAUAUUUACGGCCGCAUCGAAGUGCAUGAGUGGCUGAUGAAGGAUGUUGUGCGAGUUAAGGCUUUUCGCGAGGCUAUUCUUCACAACGAGUCCUUCAAGAACAAGACCGUCUUGGAUGUGGGCUGUGGCAUGGGCAUGCUUUCGAUAUUUGCAGCCAAGGCGGGCGCCAAAAAGGUCCUGGCUGUGGAUGCGGCCAGCAUCACGGAUUUUGCAGAACGGAUUGCCAAGGAUAAUGGAUACGGCGGUGUCAUAACUGUGAUCAGGGGAAAAGUGGAGGAUAUUGAACUGUCAAGCGAUAUCGAUAAGGUGGACAUUAUUGUGUGCGACUGGAUUGGCCACUGCCUGUUUUCUGAGAAUAUGCUGGACUCAGUGAUAUUUGCGCGGGACAAGUGGCUAUCCGCCGGCGGUCACAUUUAUCCGGACACGGCGCAGCUCUAUCUGGCGGCCAUCCGGGGAAGGGACCAGGAUCUCGGCUUCUGGCACGAUGUCCACGGCUUCGACCUGUCGGCCAUUCGUCGUCGCUGCGAGUCCAAGGCGGUGCUGGAGCACGUGACCGGCGGCCAGGUGAUGAGCAAGGUGUGCCUGGUCAAAUCGCUGGACCUCUACACGGUGCAGCGGCAGUCCGCCAACUUUCGCUCCUUCUACGAACUGAAGGUCACGCGAAACGGGUGGGUUCAUGCCCUGGUGGCAUACUUCGAUGUGGGAUUCAGCAAGACGGCGCAAAGGAUCAGCUUCAGCACAUCGCCCUGUGCUCCGUGGACCCAUUGGAAUCAGACGGUCUUCUAUCUGGAGACCCCACUCCCCGUGAACGCGGGUGAAACCAUCAAGGGCGUGUUCGGGAUGAAAGCCAGCGAGGAGAGCAUCUUCGACCUGCAGUUCGACAUCUAUGUGGACUUCGAGGGCAGGCAGAAGUCGGUCACCAGCCAGCAAUCCUUCGUUCUCUCCAACUCCCUGGCACUGGGCGGAGUCUAGGUGGCACACAAAAAAAUAUCAUCGGAUCACAAUAAAAUGAACGAGCAGUGAAAUAAAGUAAAAGCCAGCCACAUUGCCUGUGUGCAAUAUUUA